UCAAACUGUUGAUAAUCCCGGCAUUCACAUGAAAAGAUGUUCUCGAUGUUACAAAUCCAAAGUUAUUGAUGAGUUUAUUCGAUUAAAUAAGAACAGUUUAGGGGAAUGUUCUACAUGUAAUACCUGUGCAGAAAAAAGAAAAGGGAAGUCAGUAACUGUCGAGAGUGAAGAAGCCGCAUCUUCAGAGAAUUUAAACUUAGCUUAUUUAGAUGACUGA
This is a messenger RNA of Racocetra fulgida, 217 nucleotides long. The record is from the annotation of a GenBank genome assembly. NCBI's taxonomy places the organism in Eukaryota, Fungi, Glomeromycota, Glomeromycetes, Diversisporales, Gigasporaceae.